Eurypyga helias (sunbittern) is the source of this 722-nucleotide messenger RNA. It is a transcript of the gene PROZ, whose product is annotated as protein Z, vitamin K-dependent plasma glycoprotein. Lineage: Eukaryota; Metazoa; Chordata; Aves; Eurypygiformes; Eurypygidae. Gene Ontology annotation, molecular function: serine-type endopeptidase activity. Gene Ontology annotation, biological process: proteolysis. The record is from RefSeq and is a predicted model, not a curated record. The annotation marks the transcript as partial. The transcript has 3 exons.
AUCAAUGUGCCUGUGGGAGACUUCAGGACAGUGACAAUCUGAUAAGUGAAACCAGGAAGAAACGUGAUGGGCGAUUUCCUUGGCAGGUCCUGCUGCUAAACUCAGAAGGGAAGGGCUUCUGCGGAGGAGUGCUGCUGAAAAGUAAUUUUGUACUGACUACAGCGGAGUGCGCCCUUCUGCACAGCCAGUUUGAAAUCAGGGCUGGUGCUGGGGCUGACGGACCAAGCGGAGCCGAGAAGAUAAUGCAAGUUAGCGAGAAACACAUACACAUCCGGUACGACGAAGACACCGGUGAGAACAACGUCGCCUUACUACAACUCCAAGAGCACGUGGAGUGCAACAACCACCAGCUUCCUGUGUGCAUCCCUGAAAGAGACUUUGCAGAACACAUUUUAAUUCCCAAACUGGCUGGUACAGUCAGCGCCUGGAGAAUGGAAGGUGACGAACUCCAGGGUGACGAGCUGCAGGUUUCGUACCUUCCGGCUGAGGACUGCAAACGAGUACUCAACGUCAGCCUCACAAACCGGCAGUUUUGUGGACACCUCCAGGAGGCCGUAGACAAACGACUGGCGGGAGGAAGCUUUUUAGCCACCAAGUAUAAGGGGACUUGGUUUCUGACUGGUAUCCUGGGAUCUUGGCCACUAGAGGACAGUGACUGGGAAACACUUCUAUUCACUAACACCGCGAGGUACAUACUAUGGUUUAAACAAAAAAUGAAGUAA